AUGUUUGUUUGUGCUUUUAAAGUGUUUUGGGAGUCCCACCAGCGAUGUAAGGCCCACUUUGUGAGCCUGCAGCGAUGGUGGGACUAUGGGAACGUUCAAAUAAGGCAGCUGUGUCAGGAGUACACUCAUGGUGUCACAAGAGACAGGGCCCGGCUUGUGAAGGAGCUGGAGACUACAGUGGUAGAACUGCAGCGUUUAGCAGUUUCUACAGGAGAACGGGGGUGUUUACAGUCCCUCAAAGCACAAAAGUCGGCCUUGGCCAGCCUGCUGGGCACCUCUGCACAGGGGGCUCUGGUCCGGUCCCGCCACAUGGAUCUGACCCAGAUGGAUGUACCCUCCCAGUUUUUUUUCAGUCUGGAGGUAAAGAACGGGCAGAAGAGGAUCAUCCAGUCUCUGCGCUCGGACAGCGGUCGCCUCAUCACAGACUCUGCCGAGGUCAGGAGCUUUGCCGCAGGCUUUUAUGAACAUUUGUAUAGCUCUGAGCUGCGUCCCGGGUCUGUUAUGGGAGGCCGGUUUGGGGACGGUCUGCCUCAGGUCAGUGAUGAGGACAAUAUGAAGCUGGAGGCCCCACUGACUCUGGCUGAACUGGGCUCUGCGGUGGGGAGUCUAAAACCAGGCAGAGCUCCGGGCAUAGACGGACUUUCGGCCGAUUUUUACAAGGCCUUCUGGGACGUCUUGGGGCCAGACCUUCUGGAGGUCUUUAUGGACAGUCUGGAGAGCGGUCGUUUGCCCCUGAGCUGCAGAAGAGCAGUACUGACUUUGCUCCCAAAGAAGGGUGAUCUGCAGCUCCUAAAGAACUGGAGGCCGGUGUCGCUGCUCUGCAUGGACUACAAGAUCCUGUCCAAGGUGUUGGCGUCCCGGCUGAGAGGGGUCAUGGCCUCGGUCAUCCACGUGGACCAGACGUACUGUGUGCCCAGCAGGCUCAUAGGGGAUAACAUCACCCUGAUCAGAGACGUUUUGGAGGGUCUCCGGCUCAUUGGGAAUCAACCUGGGACUGAUUUCCAUAGACCAGGAAAAGGCGUUUGA
This is a messenger RNA of Knipowitschia caucasica, 1026 nucleotides long. The record is from the annotation of a GenBank genome assembly. Lineage: Eukaryota; Metazoa; Chordata; Actinopteri; Gobiiformes; Gobiidae.